AAAAUCUCAUAAUCUGAUUUUGUUACUAUUUGUUUUGAAUUCUCCCUUUACCUCCUGUUUCAAUCUAACAUGAACCUUGUUCCAAUCUUAAAACCCAUAAAAAGACCCGUCCAAAAUACUCCUAGAGUCUAGUCCUGUCUUCAUCUAGCCACCAUUUUUGCUCUUGUAGCAAACAAGUUGGCCGGUCCCGCGAUUAGUGCUUUGGACCCCGGUUCCCAACCAUUACUUUGCUCGCAAGAGUUACUGGGUUGUGUGGAAAUUACCGCUGUUAUUAGUAACUGGAGGACUCGUGUUGUUCACUUGAUGGGAGCAGCGCUUAAAUAUCCAUGCGCUGUAUGCUCUGUAUUCGUAUUCCGGCGUACCUUGCGCAAAAACAACAGUUCCGAAUUCCCAUGCCUCAGCGCCGGACUUGUCUAGUCUUGUCCUCUGUUGUGUUUUCUUAUCAUUCAGAGAAUACUCUGAGCAAAAAGGUGUACCACGAGGAUUUGAUUAUGGGUCUCAAGACCUCAAAGAUUGUCUGCUAACUCUUUGUUAUUGUGGGCUUCUGGUUCUCUAAAUUGACACAAGACUAUGUUUUGAGAUGUCCAACUCUGAGUUUUUGAAAUGUAUCAUUGAAUGGAACAUGACCCACUAUAUGAAAUAAAGCAUUGGAGUGUUUCUUCAUGUUGCUUCAGAGGCUGUUUGAGCGGUAAACAGGGUGUGUAGAGGAAUCAGAUGUUUUAAAAUUGCAGACAAUUGGUUUUGGUCCAAUAGAGUCUCAAUAAAAUUCGCUCUGGAUAUGGGGCUUUCUGGAUAAAUCAAAUAGGGAAACAAAGCAAUUGGGGGAAAGAAUGUACGAUUCUGAGCCAAGUGUGAGAUGGGUUUGAAGGGUAGCGGUGUUGAUUCAGUGAAGGCGUCUAAAGAGGCGGAAGAGAUGAAAAAGGGGCAGGAGGUGAUAUUAAUAGGAUUCCAUCCUGAGCGGGGAGGAGUGGAGUUAAUAGCAUGGACAAUCAAAGCCGCGGCUGGAGCCGGAGAUGUCGUGAUUGUCCUUAUCGUUUGCGAUCCUUCAUCCACUCUUUUAACAGGGGGCGUUAGAAGUGAUGAAGAGCAGGAGUACGGUGUGGAGAAAUGUGUGGCGGAGAGCAAAAGAAGUGGCAUUAGAGCUCAGCUGCAACAGUUGAGGCAACUCAGUAAACAGAAACAGAUUCAAAUGGAUAUUAAGUUUGAGGGAGGCCACCAUCCAGAGGAGGUAUUGGUUGAACAGGCAAAGGCUCUAAAUGCCUCCACUCUUGUCAUUGGCACGUCUGAUCGUUUCGUUUCAUGGCGGAAAAGGAUGAAAUCAAACUAUUGCAUAAGAAAUGCACCUGCGAGGUGUUCUGUCAUCACAGUGAAAAGUGGAAAACUUGUGCAUUUAAAAAAGAAUCGCAUGGAUGUCCCAAGUGAUUCCUCUUCUUCAUCUGCUGAAGCCAUACAGGUUUCUGUGCAGAAACAAGAUUCCGAGGACAAUUUGCAGGAGCAAGCUUUAACCUUAUCUAAUGUAAUCAAAGACAAUUUCAAUGUUAUUGGAAAAGAAUGCCAAAAAGACUCAGAUCCAACAGAUGAAACUCCAGAGGGAGCAUUUGUGAAACAAGAAACGAGGGAAGAUCAGCCCUUUGAGGACGUGCCAAUGCCUUCUCCUUCCUCACCUGAUGUUGUGGAAAUCUUUUUUGAUAUGAAUGAUGAUGAUGAUGAUGAAGAAGAAGACAAAGAAGUUGGAGGACAAGGACACAAAAUCUUUUCUGAGCAAGCCAAAGAAAGUUUAACCAGAGGACUGGUUGAGGAAGAACAAGGAGAAGAUCAUCAUCAAACCCAUGGAGAUUCAGAAACAUGCUUGUCGACCUCCCCAAAUGUUUUACAAGUAUACUUUGAUGCUAAUGAAGAAGGAGAAGAAGAAGAUGAAGAUGAUGAAGGAGGAAACUGCAAAACUUGGUGUGAACAAACAGAAACAGGGAGAAGUUCGCCCAGAGGAGUUCUGGAAAGAUCAGUAGCAGCAUGUUUGGAUUCAGAUAGCAGUUCUUCUCCCACAAGUAACAGUAAUGAUUCAUUUUCAGGGACAGGGAAGGCGAUUAUCACGUCCCCCUCAGAUUCACAUUGGGAGAAUGAAAAAGGACACGGCCGCAAGAGCUCUCAAUGGCGGAACUUCUUGAGGAUGUGGAAACAGGGAUCAAUGCGUCGAUUAUCCACUUUUCCUCCACGAAGUGGGUUUAGGCUUCCUCGGCACCGUAGUAGUUCUGGCGAUUUCCAUUCAAGGACUGAUUCCUUCUCUCAAAGCAAAGAUAAUCAAUCUUUCUGUGAUCAGAUUUUGACUUUGGAGAAACAUUUGACAGAUAUAACUUCAAAGCCAUCUUGGAAGUGCUUUUCACUUGAGGAACUUGAAUGUGCUACAAAUAAUUUCAGCCCAGAUAACAUAAUAGGAAGGGGUGGGUAUGCAGAGGUAUUCAAAGGAUACUUAUCCGAUGGACAGAUUGUGGCUGUUAAGAGACUUAAUAGGGGUAACACAGAGGAGCAGAAGGUUGGUGAUUUCUUAUCGGAACUCGGAAUCAUUGUGCACAUCAAUCAUCCCAAUGCUGCUUGCCUCAUUGGCUUUGGCAUUGAAGGUGGAUUACAUAUCGUUUUAAAAUUUUCUCCUCAUGGAAGCUUAGCAUCAAUGCUUCAUGGUCCAAACCCUCAACAUCUGAACUGGGAUAUUCGGUACAGAGUUGCUGUUGGCACGGCUAAAGGCCUUCUUUAUCUGCAUGAGGGUUGCCAAAGACGGAUAAUUCACAGAGAUAUCAAAGCAUCCAAUGUUUUACUAACAGAAGAUUUUGAGCCUCAGAUUUCAGAUUUUGGACUCGCAAAGUGGCUCCCUAAGCAAUGGACACACAUCACUGUCACACCCAUUGUGGGCACAUUCGGUUACCUUGCACCAGAGUAUUUCAUGCAUGGGGUUGUAGAUGAGAAGACAGAUGUGUUUGCAUUUGGGGUGUUGCUUUUGGAGCUCAUUACUGGACGUCGUCCGAUUGACUCUUCCCAGAAAAACCUUGUGAUGUGGGCAAAGCCAUUGAUUGACAGUGGGAACUUCCAAGAGCUUGUGGACCCAUCCCUGGGUGAUUCAUAUGAUAAUCAUCAGCUCAAUGAUAUGGUCAUGACAGCUAGUCUAUGCAUUCAGCAGUCUGCUCUUCUUCGUCCUUGCAUGGCUCAUGUUCUGAAGCUUCUAACAGGAGAAGGGGACAACUUAGAAAAUACAGACUGUGGGAGGACGCCAAUAUCAGAGACUUUAUUUCUCAUGGGAGGCUCUGAUACAGAAGAUUAUACAUCCACUAGAUACCUUAGUGAUCUGAACCGUCAUAGGGAGAUAGCUUUGGGGCAAUAGAAAUCAACCUCCUCUUUUAUUGUAAGUUUUAUGUUUGUAACGUGCCCAGUAUGCAAUUUUCUUCUCUUACUACAUAAAAAAAUGUCAAUACACUAAAAUGGAAAGAGUGGAAUCCAAGAAUAUGCAAUUGUUUUGACAUGAGGUUUUGAGUUUUGGUAAGAUUGUACCAUAAGCUUGUAAAGUAUUUCUCAACCAGGCUACUUUCAUUGGGAAGAAUUGGUCAGAUGUUCUCAAUGACAAUUUCAGUAGAAAUAUGGAUGUAUUAAUUUAUA
Cryptomeria japonica (Japanese cedar) is the source of this 3642-nucleotide messenger RNA. RefSeq names its product receptor-like cytosolic serine/threonine-protein kinase RBK2. Gene Ontology annotation, biological process: protein phosphorylation. Gene Ontology annotation, molecular function: ATP binding; protein kinase activity. The coding region runs from base 857 to 3370 and encodes 837 amino acids. The transcript is spliced from 11 exons. Lineage: Eukaryota; Viridiplantae; Streptophyta; Pinopsida; Cupressales; Cupressaceae. The record is from RefSeq and is a predicted model, not a curated record.